This is a messenger RNA of Xenopus laevis (African clawed frog), 3357 nucleotides long. It is a transcript of the gene ncapg.L, whose product is annotated as non-SMC condensin I complex subunit G L homeolog. Gene Ontology annotation, biological process: mitotic chromosome condensation. Gene Ontology annotation, cellular component: condensed chromosome; chromosome; nucleus. NCBI's taxonomy places the organism in Eukaryota, Metazoa, Chordata, Amphibia, Anura, Pipidae. The record is from RefSeq and is marked provisional.
CGGCAAUGCGCAGGUGCUGGUUUGAAAGUUGGAGGCGGGCGCUGAUUGGCGGGAGUUUCAGUUACUUUCGCAAUUGGAAUAGAGCAAGUUUUGUUACGUGAUAAAAGAUUCCUAAUCCCCGCCGGUGAGAUAGUGGUAACAGCGGCCCAGCCAUGGUGAAAGAAGGGAAAGCAAUGGAGAUAAAAGAGGCGUUUGAUUUGUCUCAGAAGGCGCACCAGAACCACGCCAAGCUGGUCUCCUCACUGCGCGCAGCCUAUAAUAAGACUGAGGACAAAUCCAUUUUCUUGGAAGAGUUUAUUCACUUCCUCAAGUUCCCUCUCAUCGUGUACAGGAGAGAGCCUGCUGUCGAGAGGGUUAUGGACUUUGUGGCCAAGUUUGUCACCUCUUUCCACAAUUCUGGCGGUGAAGAUGAGGAGGAAGCAGAUGAAGAAAACUCUCCUGUUAAUUGCUUAUUCAAUUUUCUGCUGCAGUCCCAUGGUGCCAGCAGUAUGGCUGUGAGGUUUCGAGUUUGCCAGCUGAUUAAUAAGCUUUUGGUGAACCUGCCAGAAAAUGCCCAAAUUGAUGACGACUUGUUUGAUAAGAUCCAUGACGCCAUGCUCAUACGUCUGAAAGACAGAGUGCCAAAUGUGCGCAUUCAGGCAGUUUUAGCAUUAGCCAGGCUUCAGGACCCCAGUGACCCAGACUGCCCAGUGUCUAAUGCGUACGUGCAUUUGCUGGAAAAUGAUUCCAACCCCGAAGUACGGAGAGCGGUGUUAACCUGCAUUGCCCCUUCAGCAAAAUCCCUGCCAAAAAUCGUCGGGCGCACAAUGGAUGUGAAGGAGCCUGUAAGGAAGCUGGCCUAUCAGGUUUUAUCUGAAAAGGUUCACAUAAGGGCCUUAACCAUUGCCCAGAGAGUCAAACUUCUACAACAAGGGCUCAACGACAGAUCAGCUGCAGUGAAAGAUGUCAUUCAGAAAAAGCUUAUUCAGGCUUGGCUGCAAUAUUCAGAAGGUGAUGUCUUAGAUCUGCUACAUCGUUUAGAUGUGGAGAAUUCCCCAGAAGUUUCAUUAUCGGCACUUAAUGCCUUGUUCUCUGUGUCCCCUGUCGGUGAGCUGGUUCAGAACUGUAAAAACCUGGAUGAAAGGAAAUUGAUCCCAGUGGAGACCCUUACACCUGAGAAUGUUCUCUAUUGGAGAGCACUGUGUGAACACCUAAAGUCCAAGGGUGAUGAAGGAGAAGCAGCACUAGAAAACAUUUUGCCAGAGCCUGCUGUGUAUGCCAGUUAUUUGUCAAGUUACCUUCAGACCUUGCCCGUUCUGUCAGAAGACCAGAGAGCGGAUAUGACUAAAAUUGAAGACUUGAUGACUAAAGAGUUUAUUGGGCAACAGUUGAUUCUCACAAUAGGCUGCCUGGAUACCAGCGAGGAAGGAGGCAGGAAACGCCUUCUUGCUGUUCUCCAAGAGAUCCUUGUUAUGCAGAACACCCCAACCUCUUUAAUAUCCUCCUUGGCAGAAUUACUGCUUUUUGUUCUUAAAGACGACGACAAGCGAAUUCAAACCGUUGCAGAAAUCAUCUCUGAGCUGCGAGAGCCAAUUGUCACCGUGGACAACCCAAAAGAUGCUGCUCAAUCCAGGAAGUUACAAUUGAAGCUUGCUGAUGUGAAAGUGCAGCUCAUUGAAGCCAAGCAGGCACUGGAGGACAGUUUAACUAAUGAAGAUUACAGCCGGGCCUCUGAAUUAAAGGAGAAGGUGAAAGAGCUGGAGAGUCUGAAAACUCAGCUCAUUAAAGAAGCCGAGGAGCCAGAAAUGAAGGAGAUCCGCGUGGAGAAGAAUGACCCAGAAACACUCCUGAAAUGCCUGAUAAUGUGUAAUGAACUUCUCAAGCACCUGUCACUUUCCAAGGGACUCGGGGGAACUUUAAAUGAAAUCUGUGAAUCGCUGAUUCUUCCUGGCAUCACCAACGUUCACCCGUCCGUUCGGAAUAUGGCAGUGCUGUGCAUCGGCUGUUGUGCUCUGCAGAAUAAAGACUUUGCAAGGCAACACCUCCCACUCUUAUUACAAAUUUUGCAGCUGGAUGAGGUGAAAGUCAAAAACAGUGCCCUGAAUGCAGUGUUUGAUAUGCUCCUGCUGUUCGGCAUGGACAUUCUGAAAUCUAAGCCCACCAAUCCCGAUGAUUCCCAGUGUAAAGCUCAGGAGAAUGCAGAUGAAGAUAUUUCAGAGCAAGAAAAGCCUGAUUCAGUAGAUGAAAAUCUAACGAAUGAAGAAGUCCAAGAAGAAACCGCCACUGUUAAUGGCAUCCUGCACCUAUUCUCUGGCUUCUUGGACAGUGAGAUUGCAGAAAUAAGGACCGAGACAGCGGAAGGCUUGGCCAAGCUCAUGUUCUCCGGAAGGUUAAUCAGCGCCAAACUUCUCUCCCGUUUGAUCUUGCUGUGGUACAAUCCCGUCACGGAGGAGGAUACAAAGCUUCGACAUUGCCUGGGAGUUUUCUUCCCUAUUUUCGCAUAUUCUUGCAGGUCAAAUCAAGAGUGUUUUGCAGAAGCUUUCUUACCCACUUUACAGACUCUCUUUAAUGCCCCAGCGAGCUCUCCUUUGGCUGAUGUCGAUGUUGCUAAUGUAGCGGAAUUGCUUGUGGAUCUCACCAGACCCAGCGGAUUAAAUCCACAGAACAAACAAUCUCAGGACUAUCAGGCUGCUAUGGUGCACGAUGGCUUGGCAAUAAAAAUAUGCAAUGAAAUAUUAAAAGACCCUACAGCUCCAGAUGUCCGUAUCUAUGCCAAGGCUCUGUGUUCUCUAGAGCUUUCCAGAGAAAACUCAACAGAUCUGCUACCGCUGUUGGACUGUGCUGUGGAGGAUGUGACUGAUAAGGUCUGUGAAAGAGCAAUAGAAAAAGUCAGGAGUCAGUUAAGAAGCGGUAGGGAAGAACAUCGGGUAUCUAAGGAAACGGAACCUCAGGUGUCUAAGGAAACAGAAGACCGCACCAAUUUGCAGGAGAACGAGGAAGGAAAACAAAAAGAUGAGGCAAAUUGUGAUGAGAACACCGACACAGUGAAAGAGAAAGCUGCAAGAGGGAAAGCUACUAAAGGUCGAAGGAAGGGACCUGCUGCUGCUGCUGCAACUCGUAGGAAAGCCAGUAAAGCGGAGGAGGCAGAAGCUGAAAUGGAGCGUCAGGAAGAGUCGCAGUGCGUUCCUGUCAAUACAAGACCAUCGCGGAGAGCUAAAACCGCAGCUUUGGAAAAAACAAAAAAGAAUCUCUCCAAGUUACUUAAUGAGGAAGCGAAUUAAAAGGUCUCAUGUCGCUGAACUACACUGUAGUGUUCAUGGCUCAUAUUCUUAUUAUUACUUUCCUCUCCAAAACCUCACAAUAAAGUUUGCAAAAAAA